Chelmon rostratus (copperband butterflyfish) is the source of this 1959-nucleotide messenger RNA. Its product is annotated as glypican-6-like. Lineage: Eukaryota; Metazoa; Chordata; Actinopteri; Chaetodontiformes; Chaetodontidae. The transcript is spliced from 9 exons. Gene Ontology annotation, cellular component: cell surface; extracellular region; plasma membrane. The record is from RefSeq and is a predicted model, not a curated record. The coding region runs from base 298 to 1959 and encodes 553 amino acids. Gene Ontology annotation, biological process: regulation of signal transduction; regulation of protein localization to membrane; cell migration.
GGGAGGCUUCGUCUGGGAGCGAAGUUGAGUGAAGGCGCCGGGAACCGCACUGCCCGGAUUCAUGUGGCACCUCCAGGCUCGCAGCCCUCUUCUCUGCGGCGCCGGGGGGACUUUAAACCGCUCUCGGCUGCGAUAGAAAACCUCGCUCUGGGGGAGGGAAUGUGUUUGUAGACGCUAAGAGUUGAGUUGCGACCAUCAGACGGCCGGUCAUUAAGUACCUGCGGAUCUGCUGCAGGGGAGUUUUACCAGCAAGCGGGAUACUGCAGAGAACAAGAAGGAGCUCCGCAGAAGUGAACAAUGCUCAGACUAGAGACUCUCAUCUGCACUUUUUCCGUGCUGUCUGUGGCGGCGAGGGCGGAUUUCAAGGCGCGGAAUUGCAGCGAGGUGCGGGAAGCUUGUGUCGGCAGAGGCUUCAGCUUCGCACAUGUUCCUCUUCAGGAGAUCCCAGGUGAACAUCUCCGUGUAUGUCCUCAGGGAAACACAUGUUGCACCCAGGAAAUGGAGGACAAGUUUGGCCAACAGAGUAAACAGGACUUUGAGAAUCUUGUCGAUGAAACGAGCCAUGAGUUGAGAAGCACCUUUGUUUCCAGACAUAAAAGGUUUGAUGAAUUCUUCCUGGAGCUGCUGGAGAACACAGAGAGGUCCCUGAAUGAGAUGUUUGUGAGGACUUACGGGAAGCCUUACAUGCAGAACUCGGAGGUCUUCGAGAACCUGUUCGCCGAGCUGAAGCGCUAUUACACGGGAGGAAAUGUCAACCUGGAGGAAAUGCUUAAUGACUUUUGGUCGCGGCUGCUGGAGCGCAUGUUCACGCUGCUCAACUCCCAGUACGUCAUCACCGAGGACUAUCUGGAGUGCAUCAGCAAGUACACCGACCAGCUCAAGCCCUUUGGAGACGUGCCCAGGAAGCUGAAGGCUCAGGUUACCCGGGCAUUCAUUGCUGCACGCACAUUCGUCCAAGGGCUCUCUGUUGGCCGGGAGGUGGCUCAGAGAGUGUCUAAGGUGAGCAGCACUCCAGCAUGUAUCCGAGCGCAGACCAAGAUGCUGUACUGCCCCUUUUGUCAGGGCAUGCCGGCAGUUAAACCCUGUAAGAACUACUGCCUGAAUGUCAUGAAGGGCUGUCUGGCCAAUCAAGCUGAUCUGGACCCAGAGUGGAACCUGUACAUCGAUGCCAUGCUGCUGGUGGCACAGAGGCUGGAGGGACCUUUCAACAUCGAAUCCGUCAUGGAGCCUAUUGAUGUCAAGAUUUCAGAGGCCAUCAUGAAUAUGCAAGAUAACAGUGCCCAGGUCUCUUACAGGGUUUUUCAAGGCUGCGGCCAGCCAAAACCCGCAGAAAUGACUAGGUCUACCCGUGGUGUUUCGGAUGUGUUCAACGCUCGCUUCAGGCCGUACAGCCCAGAGGAGCGGCCCACCACUGCAGCUGGCACAAGCCUGGACAGACUGGUGGUUGACAUAAAAGAGAAACUGAAGCUGUCGAAGAAAUUCUGGUCCAACCUGCCUGAGGCGAUGUGCAUGGAGGACAGAGUGACCGCUGGAAAUGCCAGUGAUGAUGAGUGCUGGAAUGGACACAGUAAGGGCAGGUACUUCCCUGAAGUCCAGAAGGAUGGACUGACCAACCAGGUGAAUAACCCUGAGGUGGGCGUGGACAUCACCCGCCCAGACACCUUCAUCCGCCAGCAGAUCAUGGCUCUGAGGGUGAUGACGAACAAGUUGAAAAACGCCUACAACGGCAAUGACAUCUACUUUCAAGACUCAAGCGAUGAGGGCAGUGGCUCAGGCAGCGGCAGUGGCUGCACAGAGGUCUGCCCCACGGACAUGGACGGUGCCGCCACUGAAGCCCCAGUGGUGGAAGCCGACCGGAGUGGGCCUGUGGAUGACUCCGCCCCGCUCCGUGCACCCUCUGUAGCCCUGCCAGCCACGCUGGCCCUCGCAGCCCUGGCACUCCACCGACAAUGGAGAUAA